Paramormyrops kingsleyae is the source of this 7041-nucleotide messenger RNA. Its product is annotated as talin rod domain-containing protein 1-like. The record is from RefSeq and is a predicted model, not a curated record. Gene Ontology annotation, molecular function: actin binding. Lineage: Eukaryota; Metazoa; Chordata; Actinopteri; Osteoglossiformes; Mormyridae.
AGCGGCCAGUAAAGGCCAUACGGGAAAAUAUGCAUCUCUGACAUAAUAAUGCGUCCACCUCUAAUUUACUACCAGGAUAACAUGGAAUUAAAGUUGUAACUUAUGUUCUAUACUAAGGACAGUAGUAAUUUAGAAGAAUGCGGAGGUGGUAAGAUGAAUGGGACUUUAUUUAGUUACUGGAGUUGAGAUGGAUUUAACAAACUGGUGGAAAGGAACCAAAACAAAAUAGCCAUUUCAGUGUUAGAGCGACGGAAAACACCAGAAAACAAACCGGACACAAGAUUCUAGAAAGAGCUAUGACCUUCUCUGGGGAAAAAAGAAGAGAGCCAUACUUUACAUAGAUAAGGUGCAAGUAAAUGUACAUAAUAGUAUAAAUGAACCAUAUUAAGGAAAAAUUAUCGACUAUUGAGCUGAAUUAAAUCUAAAAGAUUGUGGCUCCUCUAGUUACCAGGAGGCUUCUUCCACGCACCCAACAACAAAGGAAGCUUCAUCUGUUUUCAUCCAAAGUAACCCAAUCUAGUUUCCGUUUGUAGCCCGGUUUUCCAAUCAGCAAAAACAUGAAAGUAAUUCCUGGGGUUACCGAUGUCUGCAUUUCGCACUUGGACACAGCGCUUCACCAGUACACCCCGUUGUGGUCACUACUUCAGAAUGUCAGUCUUUCUGGGCACGUCUGUUCUGAAGUGACUAGACAAAAGUUGCACCUAAAAAUCCAUUUAAAGCUUCUUUUUUUCCCCCAGAGAAAACUGCUGGCCAUCUGCUAAAGAGAAGCAAAUGACUGUCCCUCUGCAAAUUGGAUCAGUUUACUCAAAUGUCCAAGUGGUUUACAUACAUCAGUAGUAUGUCACUGGUCCAGCUGGUUAUCGUACCUGUCAGACUAGAAUUACACUAUUUACUCGCUAUCAGACAUGCAUUUGUAGUUCAGUUUGAUUUCAGUAAUUUUAAUGCAUGCAUGUGAGUCAGUAGAAACAGAGAAAUACUUGUAUACACUAUUCUGCAUCGCUGUCUGGUUGCAGAGGUUGGAAGAUGAACGGGCACCUAUGUAGUGUGUGGGUAGACUGACUUGAGCGGAGAGUUUCACACAGCAAUGCAGGCGGAGAGUGUGAUGAGCAGUGUGAAAGCCUCACUGUCAUACUGCAUUUUUAUUUUUAAUACACCCAUGUCAUCUUGCUCCUUCCCGAAACAAAACAAGGAAGCUGCCUGUCAUUUUCCAACAAUGAAGCGUCGCACACGCCAAAUUUGGCCUUGGAGUCAAGUUCAAAGUUCAUGCAACUUGACACAUAAAUCACGUGAAGCUGUUAGGGUGUAGAUUAACGCGAUAAUCUCUGACAUGUCUCAUUUACGUCAAUGACCAUCAGUAACUGAAAUGCACACAAUACCUAAGAAUGACAAUGGCAAACCCAGAUGCUUGCAUGGAUGGAACGAUGCCGUUUCUGGGCGAAGGGAAAGCAGGGCUGAUCACCUUAGUACAGGAAAAUGUAAGAUCCUGCUUGAUCAUGGAAAAAAGGUACAUAUACAGGCCGACAGAGAAACUAACACCUUGUUAUAGCCUAAAUGUUUAAUGUAGAUAAUAUGUUAAACAGGUGGUGGAGCGGCGUGGUGACCAGCACUGUUGGGUCCUACCUGAAAUCUCACCCCUGCUGUGUGCGUGUGUGUGUGUUUUCCUCAUGUUUGUGUGGGGUUUUCCCUUUCCUUGUUGCCUGGGAUUUGCUGCAGUCCCGCCCCCUCAACCCUGUCUGAGAAAGCACCUGGGAGAUGGACGAUGCAUUAAACUCUAAAUAAGAGCACACAAAAACAUCUAAAUAAAUUAUAUACGCUUUAAGAUUACCAUAGUAUAUUUUCGGUUGCUGCGUACACUUUAUUUGUGGCUCCAUGUCAAAAUUCAAAUUUUAUUUUGUUAAAGAUAACUGUCAUAUUGUUAAGUAUAACUUAAUGCAUGGUAAUGCGGGACAGUUUUUUUAAACAGGAAUACAAAAUUAAGCAUUUAUACAAUACAGCGAACUCAGACCAAUUCGUAUAUAACUCAAGGCCAACAAUUGCAUUUUUGCCAAAACAUAAGUUUGCUGAUACGAAUGGCUUUGGCCAUGUAGAGAGUACUUUCCAGAAUAUCCCGUUUAAGUGUGGUGUAAGAACGUCGAAUGGGACUGAGCACUUGUCCUUUCUUAAAGGCUACGACACAAAAAUGAGAAAAGCGGUUAUUAGUGCGUGACUUAAUUCCUACUCCUGAGAUAUAUAAACGCAACAUCGAAAGCGAAACGAGCCGCCGACUUUCCUGCGGAUCUUGCAGCGUCUGAGCCGCUCUGCAGCUGAAUGCUUCUGAUCGUCACGUGUGUUUAAAGAAAACAGAAAGAGCGAUUUCCUCACAGGACGCCCCACCUAAUGGCACGGUGCCUUUGCAGCUGUGUGACGGACAAUGCACAGCUUGUGGUAAGAGUAGUGCUUCGUUACAGUAAAGCAUCGGUUAACUUUGGGAUGGGACCUGACAAUUUCGAUGACCUUUUGUAACUAACUUAUAUCGAAGCACUUCUGUAAAAUAAGAUAAUCAUUAUGGAUCCCCAUCAUCAACUGACUUAAGACGGAUAGCCUAUUCUUAGACUGAUUUUAUCUUCAUUAGAUUGCCACAAUAUCGGAGUAUUAUAUUUAAAGACUAUUGCCAUACACCAUGAUCAUGUUACAGAUGAACUUAACUGAUAAAGUAGCAAUGAACAUGCUGUUUUUUCUAUGUAUGGAAUUCGAUUUCUUGUAUUACAGCGCAUUUCCAGUCAUUCAUGUGAAUUUAUAAUACCUUUUUCCUUGUUCAGUUUCGCACUAUAAAAAGUACAGAAUCCCGAAAAAUCGGUACGGUUGACAGACGCCUACAGUGGGCGUGACGAACAAAUAGUUCCCACCUCCUGCUGGUUCCCGAUUGGUCAGAUCACAUCCCCAGCGUUCUUUGAGUGCAGCGAUCGGAGCGGUUUUGUGUAGUGACGUCAUGCUCGCCGCAGAAGGCGUAGACUCAAGUUACACCGCCCAGGGUUUUACUGUGGAUCUCAGUCUCCUGAAACGUGUAACCACCCGCGGUAGGGUGGAUUUUAUUUUCCAAAUAUGCCAGUAAUUUGCAUUUGUAAAUGCACUGCGGCCGUAGAAUAUGCAGUCAGUUUUGUACAUGAAAACUGCAAAUCAUGUGAUGAACUAUAAUAAUAAAAUAUAAGAUGCAUUAUUAUGCAAAUAUGUUUACAUAUUACAUAUUUGGAACAAGUAAAGCAUCAAUAUCUCGACUAUUGUGGGACUAAUUCGCACCUUGUUCUGAAAAAAUUACAUAAACAUCCCAGAACAGGUAAAUACAAAGGCAAAUGUAAUAGCAUCAAAAUUUGAGAUAAGUAGCUAUCCAGAAUAUAACAUCCUCGUAAUACAUAAUUUCUGGGGGAAAAUACUUAUACAUGAGAUACUGUAACGGUAAAGUAUUACCGGAUCCUUUAUCGUAAAAACCCAAUGCAUCCUAUUAAAUAUGUAAGUGUAACUACAGCUGGUAAGAUUAUGAAAUUAAAAAAUUAUGACCUCCAUCGUGAAGCUGCAUUAAUUUGGUAUCGCUUUUACAGCUCGGUUACGUCAUCGCUAUGUGACCGCCGACACCGGGCCUUAAAUUUCUCUUGGACGCCAUAAAACCGGCAGUAACUUCAGUGCGCGGUGCAGUAAACAAAGCCGGCGUCGGACCUCGUAUUAUUUACGGCCGACAGAAGAGAUCUGACGCGUGUUUGCGCCGUACGGGCUGAAUUCAGAUUUAUGGCGAAAGCGGGUACGAGCAACACAUAAUUAAAAGUUACGCCGAGGCCGCGGCGACGCUCAGCGAGAGCUUAGAGCCGAGUCUCCGGGAGUGGGAAGGCAAACUUUGAACAAGGGAAGCCGCAUGACACACCGGCAAUCCGCGCACGCUGUUUAAACUGACCCGUUUGUGGGAGAAAAAUCCCGGAGAAGGACAGAAGACGGGCGGCCGACUCUGAUGUAGGAGCCUUACCUUGGUGCUUUAAAAAUUGGUAACUUUUUUGUCCCUGCCGCCGGUGCUGCGAGUGCACCCACGUCGGGGCCUCGGGAAGGGGCGAACGGUGGCACGGAGAUUAGCCCGCGGCGGGACCCGGGCGACCUUAGCAUCAGCAGUGGGACGGCAGCUUGCGCACCGGAGUAGAGACCCCGAAAAGCGGAAGCCGAGCGGAUCUGAGCCGAAUUUUUAUUGCGACUGAAAGUUGAGCGGCGCCUGGCGGACCGAGCGCUCCCGUCCGCCGGCCACACCCUCCUCUUCUUCCUGAUACGGGGAGAUGCGGCCGGGGCGCUCCCGAGCGAGCGGAACACGACUUCUGCCCUGAAGGGAGGACGGGAGAGCAGGGGACGGGGAAUUGCAGCGGAGACGACGGGGAUGCGGCCGUAAGAUGGAUAUCAAAAGCGAAAGCCGGCGGCUCGCUUUCUGCUGAGGACGCCAGAUAUGCAUGCGGGGCCGUGCGCGAAGAAGAAGAGGCCGAAGGGCCACAGGGCACCCUGCUGCCCGGCCGCGGGCUUCUGUCUGGGCAGGUCGCUGGGAUGACGACGUGGGGAAAGGCGCGGCCGAUCGGAGCUCCGCUGGUGGCCGGGGAUCGAGGGGCACGAAGCGGGCCGCCCCCUCCCCGGGCCGCACGGAUUAACCCCGCCGGCAAGUCUCGGAGCAGGUGUCUCUGAUGCAGCAGGCAAGGAGUCAACGCAAAGGACUGUCAUUUUUAAACCAAAACCCUUUUAGGAGCAAUUCCAAGAGACUUUUUACAGUACAUAUAUAUUUUUGUCCACCAGAUAAUAGUUCUAAAAUAUUUUUGUCAAAUUAAUUUGCCCGAAUUAAGGCAUUCUAGAGGCACUGUAUUUUUUCUUACUGUUCAGACCAUUAUACCGAGGAUAUUACUACAUCUGAUUAAUACAAGUUGAACCCGCCUAGUUCUAUUUAGUAAAUAGGAGCUAAGUGGUCGUUUAAGGGGGCAGCCAGUGACAUUAACACCAAGGGCAUUCAAACAAGUACAUGUACCCUGUCUUGAAGUAAAAUUGUAGCAAGCUAAAUGGUAUUACCUAAAGGGAUUUAUUUUAGUUACGUCUUGUUAUAAUUGUUUGACAAAACAUUUCCUAACUGUAAAAGAGUGACUUACAAAAUAGAAAUCUGUUAAGUAUCCCCUCCACCACUCAGAUAAGCUUUGCCUUCUCUUGGGGAAAUCCCACUUGUGGCAAACAGGCUUAUUGACUUUGAAAUAUUAUAAUACAUCUCACUUGUUUAAUUAGCUUGCGUUAAAAAUCAAUGCCACGGGACGAUUUCAAGGGUUCAAAUGUGUAGCAUGGUGUACAGCUGUAUUCUAAAGAGAUUUACUGCUUUUUUAGAUUCUGUUUUUGGCAGGCAAGGUGACACCAUUUAACUGAAUGAAAAUGUCCUAAGGUACAGGCUGUGGAGUGAACAUCAAAAUUAAUCUUUGUAGAAACCCCAGAACCUCAGACUGAGCACCCUACUAUGGCCAGUGGGGGCUCGGGCAGGUCUGGCAGUGAGAGUUCCAGCUCCCUGAGCGUUAGCUCCCAACUGAGGAGAAGGUUGUCGUCCGUUUCCGACACCUGCAAGGGCAAGAUGCAGCUGGUGGCCGACCUGCUGCUGCUGUCCAGUGAGACGAGGCCCGUCCUCACCAGCGAGGGGCUCUCCGUGGCUGAGACCUUUGAGCAGUGCCGGGACACGGUUAUCGCCCGCACCAAGGAGCUGUCCAUCCUGACACAUGACAUACAGAGCCAGCUAAAUAUGGGCCGCUUUGCCGAGGUGGGGGACCGUCUCCUGGAGAUGGGAGACCUAGUGGUCUCGCUGACUGAGUGCUCCGCCCACGCUGCCUACCUGGCUGCCGUGGAGAUGCCAGGCUCCCAACCCGCCCUCCCAGGCCUGGUGGACCGCUACAAGGUGACACGCUGCCGACACGAAGUGGAGCAGAGCUGUAGCGUGCUCCGGGUCACGGCCCUGGCCGAGUUGACCCCCCAGCUCCUCCUGGAAGUGUCGCAGAGCAUCUCCAGAAACCUGAAGACGCUGACCGAUGCCUCGGUUCAGGCCAGUGACAGGUCCAAGGAUCGCUUUGCCAAAGACCAGUUUAAGUUGGGUGUCAAGUGCAUGAGCACGAGCGCCACGGCACUGCUGGCCUGCGUGAAGGAGGUGAAGACGUCGCCAAGUGAGCUGACGAGGAACCGCUGCGUGCUCUUCAGCGGGCCGCUGGUACAGGCCGUGCAUGCCUUGGUCGGCUUCGCCACCGAGCCGCAGUUCCUGGGCCGGCCGGCCUGCGUGAGCCCCGAGGGCAAAGCGGUGAUGACAGCCGUGCUCGGCGGGGCCAUGAGUGUCGUUUCUGCCUGCGUCCACCUGUCCCAAGGCCUCAGGGACAUAUCCCAGCUUCCAGAAAACAGCACCAAGAUGGCCGACUACCGGGAGCGCCUGCGGAACUCUGCAUCUGCUGUGUCGGAUGGCUGCAAUCUUCUCUCACAGGCACUAAGGGAACGGUCUUCCCCACGGACUCUGCCGCCAGUCAACUCCCAUUCUGUGAAUUGAACCCUUCUCAGUGUAAGCAACCUUUACUUCCUGACCGCAAUCCCGUAUGCCAAAGAGACUGGGUCCGCCCCUUUCCCAGGCCGCCCUGGGGCGGUCGGCAGACUUGAGGUGUUCUCACACUGGUUGUGAUUGAAUCCUUUACAAAAACAGCCCAGUGACCCUGGUGAGAAUCUGUUGUCGAUCCUCCCACCUUUUCCUUUUUUCGUCGGAAUAAGGAAUUAAACCCGGAAAAGUUUACCUCAGUUUCAGAUGGAUGUAGCCUCACUCGUUUGACCUAUGACACGGUGAUCCAUGGAAGUAAUUGAGCUGUGUAAAUGAGGUGGGGGCGGGACCGCCAUGCCCCGCGUUCUGAUCCAUGUGUGAAAUUUACCGGAUAAACGCUGCUGUCAGUGUUUCACACUAUUUACCAGAUUUACUAGUCUUUCUAAUGUGUUUUGUUCAUGCAUGUAUCGGAGUAUUUAUUUCAAAUAUUAAAAAUGUUGUUUCUCAUA